Peronospora matthiolae is the source of this 246-nucleotide messenger RNA. NCBI's taxonomy places the organism in Eukaryota, Oomycota, Peronosporomycetes, Peronosporales, Peronosporaceae. The record is from the annotation of a GenBank genome assembly.
AUGCGGUGCGCGAGCAAGGCCGCCGAGAGCGCGUCCGCACGUCUCUGUGCGGACGCCGAAGCAGAAACCGCAGCAACUGAUGUCUCAUCGGUUGCUGAAGCGACUCAGCCUGCGUCACCUGGUGAUGCAGGCGCUCGUCAUGAAGACACUCAUGUCUUCACUGAGUAUGAGCUCGGUGUCUCAUACUCUCCUGAUACGGAAGAUGGAUCUGCAUCGACGGCAAUUGAAACCAAGCCGCCUGCCUAG